Branchiostoma belcheri (Belcher's lancelet) is the source of this 1135-nucleotide messenger RNA. RefSeq names its product alpha-2,8-sialyltransferase 8B-like. The record is from RefSeq and is a predicted model, not a curated record. Lineage: Eukaryota; Metazoa; Chordata; Leptocardii; Amphioxiformes; Branchiostomatidae. Gene Ontology annotation, molecular function: alpha-N-acetylneuraminate alpha-2,8-sialyltransferase activity. The coding region runs from base 13 to 1068 and encodes 351 amino acids. The transcript is spliced from 6 exons. Gene Ontology annotation, biological process: N-glycan processing; oligosaccharide metabolic process.
AGGAAUUUUAAGAUGGCUCUCGUCUUGAUGGUGGUUGCGACGGCAAUGGUGGUUGUGUCGUAUAGACGGCUCUCAACGUCUAGCAUAUGGUCUAUAUUGAACGUUCGCGUGCGCACAUCUACUCCUGACGACAUUCAUAUUCCCAUCUUCACAGCACAGAAACAAAACUGGUCGAAAUACCUCAAGAUCAGAAAGGCCUUGGAGGGGGUUUUCAGCCCCAAAAUUCGGAUCGUGAGGGCGACCACACCGGCCGGCAAUUUGAAAAGAUGUCUUAAAGACGUCGCCAGGAAGAAGGAAUGUUCUGCGAUUACUCCAAUACGUCACUACAGCACAUGCGCACUGGUUGGAAACAGCGGCAUCCUCUUGAAUAGCAGCUGUGGAGACGAGAUUGACUCACACGACUUUGUUAUCAGAUUCAACCUGGGGCCCAUCCAGGACUACUCGACGGACGUUGGAAGAAACGUUAACAUGACCGUUGUUAACUAUGUGAUCGUCAGGAAACUGUUUCCCAUGUUCAGGAAAAACAAAACCUCACAACUUCUGAAUCUCCUCCGGCCGUUCAACAACUCGGUGUUGCUGCUCGCAAAAGUGGAUGCCUACAGUAAAAAGUUCCUGAAAGAAAGGAAAACGAUGGAGAAGCUCAUGAGAGAAAGGAACUUGAACAUGACGAUUGUCCUGUCAAACUUAAAUGGAACUGGAUGGCACUGGUCAAGGUUGUUGUUAAGUUUGGACGCUAGUUCAACCAGCAGACUAUGGUCUGGUCUUGGCGGGGAACUCAAGCCCUUUCCAACCACCGGUCUGCUCCUUCUGGGGGAGGCGAUAACGUUCUGCGAUCACGUGAAAAUGUUCGGUUUCUACCCGUUCAACAAGGACCACCAGAACCGCACGAUUCCCUACCACUACUGGAGAGACUUCAUAGCAGUUCCCUCCAAAACACCUCACAAAUUUGUGGCUGAGUACAAGCUACUUGGAGCUUUAAUCAAUGACGGGAUUAUGAAUCACACAGUGGACUGCAACGUCAUUGAAUGGACCACAGAACAGACGAGAACGAACAUAACGUUAAAAUAGUAACUCAAUGAGGGACGAACGUGCCUGUAUAUUAGAAAUUAUACAAACGACUGCACUGGACUGUUGA